UAAAAGAUCCUGUUGAAAAGGGGAUUCCUGAAUUCAUCUGUUGGUAUAGUCAAGCAAAGAACAGGUGUCAGCUAGAUGAAGAUUCAAUUGUGGUCAGAACCUUCUAACCUUCUGUAAAAUUAUGGUUGAGGUAUUAUAUUUAACAUAGGAUUGUGAUGGCAAAAGGAGAAAACAACAGCAGACCAUAAAAUUUGAUUUGUAGAGAGGGUAUUCCACUGAAUUAUACACAUUUUAAAGCUUGCAUCACUAUAGCUUUAAUGUAAGUGAUAUCAAUGUAGCACACGGAACUACUGUCAGAGCUGAGAAUGUCAGAUUCAACCUGACUGCAGCUUUGUAACACGUUAGACUGUGGGGAAUGAAAGAUAAGCGCACUUAAAAUGUGAAAGUGGUCGGUUGUAUCUCCCCAGGUUAUUUUAUUUGCGAUUCUUUGGUAUAUUUAGCAGCAUCUUUUUUCGGCUCAGCAACACGAUCAGGAAGAAAAGCUGGGUUUGAGAUUUAGGAUGAGAGAUGGGAGUAUGUGAAAAGAUGAUGCCAGGCUUACUGAGAUUCCCCAGCAUCUCCUGUUUCUAUGCCAUAAAUCCAGUUUGGCAGCUAUGCUACUCCAAAUGUUGGAAGCACUGUCAGUGGUGACACUCAACCAAUCUUGGAGAUUAUCACUGAAGUUCUCCACCCCGGAAUACACUUUGAGUUCUUGCUACACUCAGAUGUUUCUUUCAAAUAAUGUUCAACACAGAACAACCAAUUCAUCAUCUGAGAGAAGGUCAUAGGUGGUAAUCAGUAGAAGAUUUUCUUCCUCAUAUUGACCUGAUACUUUGAGACUUCAUGGCGUUAAGUAAAGGACAGACAUUUCUUCCAAACAAACACCACUGUGCAGCCAUGGCUUAGGGGUCUCUCCUGCAGGUAGCAUGCAGGGAAGGCAAAGAAGGAAAUUGGAAUGUUGAUAGAAAGUUUCGGAGACCAAAGCACUGGUUUUAUUACUGAACUGUGACAUUGGACACCACUGUGAAGCCGAUUCCACACAACAUCAGUCACAAGACACAAAUCAACAACUCUUAAAUAUGGAGCCUGUGACAAAUGAAAUAAUGAAGCUGGGGAGGAAGGCCUCCUGCACAUGUCAUUUCUGCUUAUUUUUCGUGUUGCUAACAAUUGUUGAAGCCUUGUUAGCGUGUCCUACACACUGUUCUUGUAAAAAAUAUGAAGUAGACUGCAGCAAUCUAGGUCUUGUGACCAUUCCAACAGACAUUCCAUCAAACAUUAAAUUUCUCUCACUCAGCAACAAUAAGCUCAGCAGCUUGCAGGCUUUCACAUUCAUUAACUUUACCACAUUGGAGAAACUGGAUCUGUCUAACAACUUCCUGGACCAAUUGCCAGCAAAUGUAUUUGAUUAUAUCAGGAACCUGACUGAUCUUAACUUAAGAAACAACAGCAUUCGAAGCCUGGAUAAAAGUAUCUUCUACAAGACCACUAACUUGCAAAGGUUAGACCUUUCUGUUAAUGGCCUCUCUCAGAUUCCACAGCUCUUAUUUGAUGAAAUGCAGAACUUGACUUGGUUGAAUUUGGAAGAAAACAGGAUGCCAAACCUCGAAAGAGAGGCCUUUGAGCCACUGGAACUUCUUCGGCAGUUGCAACUUGGUGGAAACCCUUGGGAAUGUGAUUGUAGCCUGAGGGACUUCAAACAUUGGAUGGAGUGGUUCCUCUACAAAGGUGGAAAACUUGAUGGAAUUGAAUGUUCUUUGCCAAAAGACCUCCGUGGGAAAGAUCUCAGAGCAGUUCCAAUAGAGAUGUUCAACUAUUGCAUCCAACUGGAGGAUGAAAACAAAUCCUCAGGAGAUGGAAAAGUAGUCACAAGCCCUCCCUGUAUGAAACAGGAGGUCAGCACCCCAAGGCCACAUUACUUUCACACUUCAGAUUGCAUGAGACAACGCUAUCGCCCUGUCAGUGUCAGGCGAGCCAUUGGAACAGUCGUUGUUGCUGGGGUCUUGUGUGGCAUUGUUUGCAUCAUGAUGGUGGUGGCUGGGGCAUAUGGUUGCAUUUAUGCCUCCUUGAUGGCAAAGUAUCAUCGAGAGCUUAAAAAACGACAGCCGCUGAUGGGAGAGGGUGAGCAAGAGCAGGACGACCAAAAGCAGGCUUCCUCCAUGGCAUGAGGAUUGGGUACAAUGAUAGCAUUGGUCUGAAUGGGGAAUAAAAAAGCUGCCUUCAUCAGUUUUCUCCAGCUCCGGCCUUUAUGCGCUUUGUGCAGUGUUGAUACAAAUAUUGACUUGUUAGUUUCAUCACAGUAUUGGAAAGCACAAAUCAUUUAAUGAAACAUGUCCUACAGGCCAGGAUGCUGCUUAAUUUGUUUUCUGAGCCUUGACAGGAUAUUUUAGUCUCUGAUAUGGAGAAUUCUAGAGAAAGGAGGAAGGUCGUCUUGAAAAUUCUUUUGCAUGAAAUUUUUUUGACAGUAGUUAGAAUUCAAGGCAAAAAAUGGCUGUUUGCAUCUUUGUACCUGCAGCUGGCUCCAGUACUUAAAGGAAAAUAUACCGAAACUUUCAGUUUUUUCUAGGGUUUUUGUGUGCAUGAAAUAACUCUGAAUUUCAGCAUCAACUGCUAUUCAUUAUGGGAAUCUCAUUAAGCCAUUCCUUAUAUAGUUCAGAAGUAAAGCUAGCCCUUAUUCCAGUUGGGUAAUAUCUUCUGUAAUUGUAAAAUGUUGUUUGGUACUUAAUGAUACUUAACAGCUUAUUUUUAGGAUAUGCAAUCAAACAAUUUUUCUAAGUAUUUCACUAGAGCAUCUUAACUAAAGUUGCUAGAUAUUUCUUUGUCAUUUUAAUACACUUGUCAUACAUUCAUUUACCAUAAAAAUGAGAAAGACCUUUCACCAUCCAAAUUGACACAAAAUGUUGGAAUUUUGAGUGAUUGAGAAGUUAUAAUAAAGAGGUUCAACAGCAAUAUAAAUAAGAAAACAUUCCAAACAGUAGUGUAAUGACAGUGUUCAAUUAGAUACUCAAUAUAACAAGAACAAAAUUAUUUUUUAGGGUUGAAUGGGCAGCAACAUCAUAAAGUUUAAUUUCUGACGCCAUUUAAUGCAGCUGCAGAAUUUUAAUGCAGGGCUUUAGAUGCCUUUUCCUGAUAACUAUAUAAGAUAAUAAAUCUCAUUAAAAUGUCCCAAAAUCAUAAUUAUGAAAAUAUACCUUGAAGUAAUGCAUCAAUGAAAUAACAGGGAGAAUUUUAAUAUAUUUGAUAUGUUUUGAAUGAGAGGGUAGGUGAAAGUGACAUAUUGGAAAUCCGAUGGCUGAAUUGUUCUGAGGAAUUUGAGGACCCACAGUUGUAACUGAGGUGGGAGGUGAUCCUAUUCCAGCAUGUGGCGGGACUCUAUGGAGGCAUUUUGCCCACGGCAAUUAAGGACUCUGGUCCAACAUGAUAGCUUUGAACACUUUCAGAGGGCUAGCCCUAAUGUUAGCAAUGCCAACAUUAUUGCUUAACAAUUCUAAGAUUGUAUCACCAAGUAGAAGGCCCUUUCGUAAUCAGGUGCCCUUGAAGAGAGUUGGGAUUUCUGAGGCAAGAAGGGACAGGCAGAUAGGAACAUUCCACUGGCACCAUCUUCGGUGCAGAAAAUAUUAUUGAUGCUGGGGAGCUGUUCUAUUGAACAUGCAACAUCCAUUUCUCUUGGCGGUGGUAACCCAGUGUGAAGUUGCUGCUAAGCUUCCCACAACUGACGAUAUGCCAUUGUGGCUGAACUUCUUGAGUUUACUUUACCGUUCCACUUCACUGCCAUAUUGCCAGCUGACCCGCUUGCCAGCCCGUCUCCAAAAGACUGAAAAAAUCCAGCGCCAGAAGUCUGUCUUUUCUCAAAUGCUACUUCACACUUUAUGAUUUAUAUCACGGACUGGCCCUCCUCUUGGAAGCCUGCUUGAUUUGUCAGUCUCGGCUUCCAGUAAUGAGAGGAAUACUUGAGGCUGUAUGAUAAAGUAUCCGAGGUGGUGUCACCAUAUCUGACAGUAUGGAGGAUGUGCAAUCCCAUGAGGGCACUCCAAUUCCUGAGAGAGGGGAUGCUCUGAUUCAUGUUGUUGGGACACGUGACUUGUCCUCCACAGCCUUCUGUGAUGCAGAAUUACAUAGGUUCACUACAUAUCUCUCUGAAAUGCCCUACCACAUAUUGUGAGAUCAUAAUCCCUUGUUCUGGAACUCCCCAGCCAGGUGAAACAUCAUCCCCACAUUCAGUCAUUACAACUGUACAUGUUUCAAUGAGGUGCUCUUUCAUUCUUUUAAACUCCCAGUGAAUACAGGCCCAGUUGGCCUACUGUCUCCUCAAAAGGCAAACCUGUUAUCCCAGGAAUCAGUCUGGUGAAUGUUUGCUGCCUCUCUCUAUGGUAAUCAGAUCAGAACUGCACAUGAUACUCCAAACGUGGUUUCAGCAACACCCUGCAGCAACUGUAAGAUCUCCUUCUUCCUAUAUUAAAACCCACUUACAAUGAAGGCCAUCAUGCAAUUUAUUUUCCUAACUGCUUGUUGUAUCUGAUGCUUUCCUUCCAAUGACCAGUGUACAAGGACACCCAGGUCCCUCCUAACAUUAACCUUGCUUGCUUUCCCAUUGAUUAGAUUAGAUUCCCUACAGUGUGGAAACAGGCCCUUUGGCCCAACAAGGCCACACUGCUCCUUGAGGCAUCCGACCCAGACCAAUCCCCUGUAAUCCACACACCCCUGAACACUAGGGGCAAUUUAGCAUGGCCGAUCCACCUAGCCUGCAUAUCUUUGGACUGUGGGAGGAAACCAGAGCGCCCGGAGGAAACCCACGAAGACACGAGGAGAAUGUGCAAACGUCGCACAGACAGUUGCCCGUGGCUGGAAUCGAACCUGGGCCCCUAGCACUGUGAGGCUGCAGUGCUGACCACUGAGCCACUGUGCCACCCAUUGAAGUGGGCAACUUCUCAUUUAUCCGUGAAGAUCUGUGGUUAAGGACUAGCCAUAACCCCCUGGAAUUAAUUUCUUGAAUUUGUGUUGCUCACAAUUUUUAAAACAUAUUUAAUCUUUGUUCUUGGUUGAGCCUCUAAAACAAAAAUGGCAUUCCUAGUAAUAGUUAUGCCACCUAAAAUUGCCAUACACUUGGAUCCAAAGUUUUAAAGUGAUUGUUUGCUGCUGUCUUCAGCCUAAGUUACUUCAUGAUAGGAAGGGAAUUUGGGUACUAAGCAGUGAUUGGAGAAAAAGUAGGGAGGUGACCAAAAGGGUUGGUUUUGAGGGAUUUUUGAAAGUGAUAAAAGGUGUAAGAGUGUAAGAAUCUUUGGAAUAGAAUUCUGGACAGCAAGACUGAGAUGAUUAAUAUGUGGUACUAGUGAGUUUUGAGAAGAUUUGUAGCUCAGGUUGAGGUUCUGGAUGUGAGUUUGCUCACUGAGCUGGAAGGUUAGUUUUCAGACGUUUCGUCAC
Molecule: messenger RNA, 5397 nt
Organism: Stegostoma tigrinum
Lineage: Eukaryota; Metazoa; Chordata; Chondrichthyes; Orectolobiformes; Stegostomatidae
Product: leucine-rich repeat and transmembrane domain-containing protein 2-like
Exons: 5
Coding region: 1059-2144 (361 amino acids)
Cellular component (GO): plasma membrane
Molecular function (GO): protein binding
Source: RefSeq, a predicted model, not a curated record